ACGUGUGUUGCCGGUCGCUGCAUGCUGCCGAACGCCGGUCCCUGUCCCUCGCUGAACACCAUCCCUCUCUGGACGCAGGAUGUCACUGAAUCACCCAAUAUCUUUGUGCAGCCUCGCCCUCCCCAUCCUCCUCCCCCCUCGCCCUUUCUCAUCCUCCCUCCCUUCUCUCCUAUCCUCCUCCUUCGCGCUUCUGCAUCCCGCCCUCCUUAGGCCUCACGCCCCCUUUCUCUCGCGGUGGCGUACGUUCUCCUUCGCCCUCUCUCCCCUUUUCCUUCGCGGUGGCGUACGUUCCCCUUCGCCCUCUUUCCGCCCUUUCCUUCGGCACGACGUACGUCCUCCUUCGCCCUCUCGCCCCCCUUUCCUUCACGACGAAGUACGCCCUUCUUCGCGGUGGAACCCACGCGCCGAGCGAUCCUCCAUGCGCCGACCGGUCCUCCCUG
Schizophyllum commune H4-8 is the source of this 440-nucleotide messenger RNA. RefSeq lists its product as uncharacterized. The record is from RefSeq and is a predicted model, not a curated record. The transcript has a single exon. NCBI's taxonomy places the organism in Eukaryota, Fungi, Basidiomycota, Agaricomycetes, Agaricales, Schizophyllaceae. Bases 22 to 210 code for a protein of 62 amino acids.